Varanus komodoensis (Komodo dragon) is the source of this 2082-nucleotide messenger RNA. It is a transcript of the gene CCDC177, whose product is annotated as coiled-coil domain containing 177. The coding region runs from base 1 to 2082 and encodes 693 amino acids. Lineage: Eukaryota; Metazoa; Chordata; Lepidosauria; Squamata; Varanidae. The transcript is spliced from 2 exons. The record is from RefSeq and is a predicted model, not a curated record.
AUGCUGGGUGCGACGGGGCCUUUUUCCAGUCCAACCGUGCAUAGGAUCGCGCCCGAAAUCCGCUCACCGCGUGAUCCACCCCGCUCUCGCGUCUCCACUAAGACCGCCAGCCAGAACGCAGCGACCCCAGGCGCUGUGCAGCUCCAUGCGACCGUCUGUUCUUUCCUGCCGCCCGCACCUCCUCCUCCUCCUCCUCCUCCUCUGUGGUGCGUUGUGGUGGAUCAAGAUGUGGAGAAACUCCGAGAGGAGUCACCGAUGCUGCACCUGGAUCUGUACAACUUCGACUGCCCGGAGGCUGAGGGCAGCCGCUACGUGCUCACCAGCCCCCGCUCCCUGGAGGCGUGCGCCCGCUGCGCGGUCAAGCCGGUGGAGCUGCUGCCCAGGCCCCUCAGCGAGCUGAUCAAAGAGGCCCCCGGCAGGUCUAUGCGGGUCGCCGCGGGCCUUUACGAGGUCUACGAGAUGGACCGGCAGAGGAAGCUGCAGCAGUGCCGGGAGGAACGGGAAAGGAUUAUCCGCGAGGAGAAGAGGCGACUCUUCUCGCCUCUGCUGAUUGGCAGCCUGCCCUCCUCCCCAGCCUCCCGGGUUGCCUUCAAAAGCGGCGGGGCCAGUGGGAGCUGCGGCGCGGCAGGAGUGCCAAGGGGGGGCGGUCCUCCCGCUCCUCCCCCCGCCGCUGGGGGCGCCAAGACCAAGAAGAGCCACUCCCUGGACUCCUUGCAAAAGAGGAGGGAGGGGUUCUCCACCAAAACCUCCACGGACUCAGGGGCCUCGUCGUCUUACAGUGGAGACAGCUUUAGGGACAAAUGGCCUAAGGAGCAGCCCAGGACUAAGACUGUGGCAACCAUGACCUCCCUGGUGGGUCGAAGUUUCAGCUUGGGUGACCUGAGCCAUUCCCCCCAGACCACCAAGAAGGUCGAGCAGAUCGUCAAGGAGGUGAAGAAGAAGAAAGGCCUCAAGGAAGUGUCUGAGAGGGACCGAAAGAUUGCUGCUCUGAUGAUAGCCAAGCACCAGGAGGCGAGCAUCCUGAAUGAGCAGCGGUACAGUGCCCACCUCCAGUGGGACAUCCAGAAGCGGCAGGCAGAGCAGAGGAGAGAGCAGGAGGAGAAGGAGAAGCAGAGGGCCUUGCUGCAGUGCCAGCACAUGUGGGAGACCAACCUGGAGAAGCGGCGUUGCAAGCUGAGCCACGAGCAAGAGAUGGCUGCUCUCCUGAGGCAAAAGCAGAGCUCCCUGGAGGAAGAGAAGUGGCGGGAACAGCUGGAAAAGCAGGAGAAGCUGAAGAGAGAGCGGCUUGAGAAGGCCAUUCACGAAGACAAGAAGAAGAAGCGCCACCAGGAGCACAAUCUGAAGACUCAGGAAGAGAGCAAGAAGGAGGCCACUGACCGGGAGGUCCAGCUGCUGCAAGAGAAGCUGUCCUUGGCAGCUCAGAAGAAGCUGAAAAGGGAGCAGCUGCUGCAGAGGGAGAAGAAGCUGCUCAACCAGGCUGAGAAGCGGAAGCAUGAGGCCAUCCUCAAGGAGCUAACCAAGCAGGAAGCCGAAGAGAAGGCCACGCUGCGGGCCUCCCUGGAGGGGAGCUGGAGCAAAGCUCAGGGAAACUAUGAGCAGCUCAUUGAGAAGAGGAACCAGGAACUGAGGGAGAGGGCUAGGCGGGAGGAAAUGCAGAGCCAGAGGGCUCGGUUGGCAGCUGAGAGGAAGGACAGGGAGCAGAAGGAGCACUUGAAGGCCUUGGCCGAAGCAUCGGAGAGGAAGCUCCAGCAUGCCACACAGGUGGCAGAGGAGGUCGUCCAGCAGAAAGCCCGUAAAGUGGUCCAAACUCGGAUGGAGAAGGAGAAGGUGCAGAGAGUCAACAAGAAGAAGGUGGAACAGUGUGAAGAUAUUCGGCGCAGGGAGAUUUUACAGUCUAUUGAGAGAAAGUUAGAACGGAGUGAACAGAUUUGUAAAGAGAAAAAAAGUGUCCUGGAAAAUGCCAGAUCUGUUGCUCGGGCAUCUUUCCAUGUCCGGGAAAAAGUACGAGAAGAGAUGAACAUGCGCACCUUUGACAAGAUGGCCUUUGAGGCAGAAUUGCAGGCUGGCCUAGUUAAAAAAUAA